AUUGUACCGGCUUCGUCACUCGUCACUCGUCGGUUAAAAAUAAAAUCGCUAGGUUUGAAAGGCCGCUGAAUCUUUUUGUUGGGUGAACCAGUGUCAAUGGCGCCUCAUGAUAUCCGGCGUCCAUUCAAACGUGCAGCGAUCUCCGACCAACAGAAACGCCGUGAAUUGUCUUUGCAAAGGCAGGCUCAGAACCGGAAUGAAGCUCAGCUGCAAGCCCGCCGUCUCGCUUCCUCUAUCCUCUCCCUCCCAAACCACAAGUCCGAACCUCAACAUUUGGAACCGGUCGAACUUGUACCCGAGCCUAUAGUUGAAGAACCCGAGACUGAUGCCGGAGAUAUCACCGAUAUCGACAUCCUUCAAGCGGCUAAGCUCAAAGGCCCCGAAGCUCGGCGGUGGUUCGCCAGUCAGCUUAUGCUUCCGGAGUGGAUGAUUGAUGUCCCUGAUCGUCUCGAUCACGAUUGGUAUGUAUUUGCAAGACCUUCUGGAAAACGAUGCUUUGUUGUUUCAUCAAAUGGAACAACUAUCAGCAGAUUACGCAAUGGCUCCCUCCUGCACCGAUUUCCUUCUUCUCUACCUAAUGGUGCUCGAACCAGAGAAGGUUCUCGAUCUGCCCAAUCAUAUUGCAUACUUGACUGCAUAUUUCACGAGUUGGAUCAAACCUACUAUGUAAUCGACAUGGUAUGCUGGGCAGGAAUCUCAUUUUAUGAAUGCACAGCUGAAUUCAGAUUUUUUUGGAUGAACAGCAAGCUUGUUGAGUCAGGAGCUUGUGAGGAUCCAUCUACUUACCAUAGAUAUAGAUUUAGCCUCAUUCCUGUUUAUAAUUGUGAUCAUGAAGGCCUCCAAACAGCUUAUACAGGGCAAGUCCCUUAUGCGAAAGAUGGGCUACUGUUUUAUAACAAACAUGCACACUAUCAAACAGGAAAUACACCAUUAGCACUUGUCUGGAAGGAUGAGACUUGUAGUGAAUAUGUCAUUGAUACAGAUAACAAAGGGCAGAUUCCAAAUCAACAGCAGGUGGUUUUGGAGAUACAAGAAAAUGGGGAACUGGUUACAUCUGAUGAUCCUCCUGUUUUACUUGGUUGCUUAAAUGCGGGUUUUAUACAAGAGACAGGACUGAAUUUUGGAAACCUUGUAAGGUUUGCAGUUAGUGAGGGUGGAUUGACAUUUAUGAAUGGGAAGGUGGAAAAGGCCGAUUUGCAGUAUAUAGGAAAGGUCCAUCGUGCACGCGCUUUUGCUGAUAGUUAUUCUAAGAUUGUAUUCCAAUAUAUGGUUCGGCAUUCUCCUUUACGAAUAGAGGAUCUGUUCGCAUCCAUGGGUACAUCAAGUGAACACAGGGGCAAUGACGAGGAAAUGGUUGGUUGAUGGAUUUGUUAAUGAUUGAUGGAAGAGUUAAGUUCUCUCCUUCAUUGUGGUUAUUAAUAGAACUAAGCUGAGAUAUGAGGCCGAGCCACAUGUGUAAAAAGCCAUGAUUAAAUAAUUACUUGAUUUUGAAA
This is a messenger RNA of Lactuca virosa, 1493 nucleotides long. The record is from the annotation of a GenBank genome assembly. NCBI's taxonomy places the organism in Eukaryota, Viridiplantae, Streptophyta, Magnoliopsida, Asterales, Asteraceae.